Musa acuminata subsp. malaccensis (wild Malaysian banana) is the source of this 2435-nucleotide messenger RNA. Its product is annotated as protein STRUBBELIG-RECEPTOR FAMILY 6-like. Gene Ontology annotation, molecular function: ATP binding; protein binding; protein kinase activity. The record is from RefSeq and is a predicted model, not a curated record. Gene Ontology annotation, biological process: protein phosphorylation. NCBI's taxonomy places the organism in Eukaryota, Viridiplantae, Streptophyta, Magnoliopsida, Zingiberales, Musaceae.
GGUCACUUUCUCCUUGCUCUCUCUAUCGACACGAGCGGCAAAAAGGUUUCCCCUCUUCCCGGCUAACAGUGGUGAAUGGCGAAGGAGAGGGGGAAUGGUGUGGUGGUGACUGGGGUUCUUUUGGCCUGCAUUUUGGCCGGGGAUCCAGGUGGUGUCGGUGGCAUCACGGACGAGACUGAUGCUUCUUCUCUCAACAUCCUUUUUACCAGCCUAAAUUCGCCAUCUCAGCUAACAGGUUGGGUUCCAAGUGGUGGUGAUCCCUGUGGGGAUUCAUGGCUGGGUGUUACAUGCACAGGCUCCGCUGUUACAGCAAUCAAAUUGUCAGGGUUGGAACUUGCUGGGACACCUGGCUAUAAUUUGGCAAGCAUGUCUUCGCUAGCUGAGCUUGACAUGAGCAAUAAUAAUCUUGGAGGUGGAGACCCAAUACCUUAUAACCUUCCACCAAACCUCCAGAGUUUAAACUUUGGAGGUAACCAAUUUGGUGCAAAUAUACCUUAUUCAAUCUUCCAGAUGGUGACACUUAAGUAUCUAAAUCUUGCUCAUAAUCAACUACAAGGAAACCUGAGUGAUAUGUUUGGAAGCCUUUCUAAUCUCACAACAAUGGACUUGUCCUUCAAUCAACUUACUGGUGAACUUCCACAGAGCUUUAACAACCUAUCAAGUUUGACAACCUUGUAUUUGGAGAACAACCAGUUUACAGGCCAGAUAGAUGUCCUUGCGAAUCUUCCCCUUCAAGAUUUAAAUGUGGCAAAUAACCUCUUCACCGGAUGGAUUCCUGAUCGGUUAAAAAAGAUAAAUAAUCUUCGUACUGAUGGUAACUCAUGGAGCUCAUCACCCGCACCUCCACCGUCACCUUAUAGAUCUCCUCCACCAGGCCAAAAAAGCAACCCAGGCCAACAAUCUGAUGGAAGUAACCAAUCAUCAGGCGGUGGAGGUGGGAAUAACUUUAAUAUUGGUGCUGGGACAACAGCAGGAAUUAUUAUAUCUAUUUUGGUCAUAGGCGGAAUAAUUGCAUUCUUUUUUAUGAGGAAGAAAUUACGAAAAUCUUCGAGGGAAAAUGUUCUAAAAAAGGAUCAGCCUUUUGCCCCUCAUGCUUCAGAUGAUGCUAAAGGGAUGAAGACAAUCCAGACAUCCUCUACAGAUACAGUGACAUUCUCGCCACUAGCUCCCAUAACCCUUAAACCUCCACCGAUAGAAAGGCACAAAUCACUGGGUGAAGAUGAUUUCUCAAACAAGCCUGUUGUGAAGAAGGAUAAUACAACAGCAAUAGCAGUGACUGUUUAUUCCGUAGCAGAUUUGCAGAUUGCUACAGACAGCUUCAACAUAGAUAAUCUUGUAGGUGAAGGCCUUUUUGGUCGUGUUUACAAGGCACAAUUUAGUGAUGGAAAGGUUAUGGCUGUGAAGAAAAUAAACUCUUCAGCUCUUCCUCACCAGUCAUCAGAUGACUUCAUUGAGCUGGUCUCGAAUAUAUCUAAUCUGCAUCACCCAAAUUUGAGUGAACUUGUAGGCUAUUGCUCUGAGUAUAGACAACAUUUGCUGGUAUAUGAAUAUUACAAGAAUGGUCCAUUACAUGAUCUGCUUCACCUCUCAGAUGAAUACAGCAAGCCACUGAGUUGGACUGCCCGUAUCAAGAUAGCCCUUGGUACUGCACGAGCAUUAGAGUAUCUCCAUGAGGUUUGCUCACCAUCUCUUGUCCACAAAAAUUUCAAGUCUUCCAAUAUCUUAUUAGAUGUGGAUCUCAACCCACACCUUUCGGAUUGUGGGUUGGAAAGCCUUGUACCUGAUGCAGAAUUCCAGGCAUCAGAUCAGAAUAUGGCAUCCGGAUAUGAUCCACCUGAAGUUUCCAUGUCUGGCCAGUAUACUUUGAAGAGUGACGUGUACAACUUUGGCAUUGUUAUGCUUGAACUUUUGACUGGGCGGAAACCUUUUGACAGCUCAAGACCGAGGCCAGAGCAGUCACUGGUUCAGUGGGCAACUCCCCAGCUCCAUGACAUUGAUGCACUGGAUAGGAUGGUUGAUCCAGUCCUCAAGGGGCUAUACCCUGCAAAAUCGCUGUCUCGGUUUGCUGAUGUUAUAGCCCUGUGUGUCCAGCCUGAGCCCGAGUUCCGGCCACCCAUGUCAGAGGUCGUGCAAGCCCUAGUCCGCCUGGUUCAGAGGGCUAACAUGAGCAAGAGAAUGGUAGGUGGGGAGAUGCAGGAGACGAGCCGAGCUGAUGAACAUGUUACUCGUCCCGAUGUCAGCUGUGGGCACAUCACCUUCCUUCUGCACUGAGGCAAAGACAUGAUGGUUUGAUUCCACCAGUGGCAAGGAUAUUGCAUCAAAACUUCGUCCUUGUACCGUUGUAUUUUUCUUCUUUUUUCUCAAUUUUGAUGAAGGGAAAAGACUGAUCUCCCUUCAGGAAUUCAAGCAAAAUGCAGAUGCUUUCUUGAGCGGUU